Molecule: messenger RNA, 798 nt
Organism: Arvicola amphibius (Eurasian water vole)
Lineage: Eukaryota; Metazoa; Chordata; Mammalia; Rodentia; Cricetidae
Product: keratin-associated protein 10-8-like
Exons: 2
Coding region: 1-798 (265 amino acids)
Cellular component (GO): keratin filament
Source: RefSeq, a predicted model, not a curated record
AUGGCCAGCACCUGCUGCACAAGGACCUGUGUGAUCGCUGCGUCCACCACGUCUGUCUGCUCUAGCAAUCUGAGCUGCGGCAGCCGGGUCUGCUCGCCCAACACCUGUCCAGGCACCUCCUGGCCAGUGGACAAUUGCCAGGAGAGCUACUGUGAGCCCCCAUGCUGUGCCCCCGGCUGCUGUGCCCCAACCGCUUGCCUCCUCUGCACCCAAGUGAACUGUGUGUCCAGUCCCUGCUGCCAAUCUGCCUGUACCAGCGGCUGCACACCCUCAUGCUUCCAGCAGUCUAGCUGCCAGCCAACUUGUUGCACUUCCUCUCCCUGCCAACUUUCCUCUUGCUGCCAGCCAUCCUGCUGCAUGACCCUGUGCUGCAAGCCUGUCUGUUGCACACCCAUCUGUUCUGGAUCUUCAUGCUGCCAGCAGUCUAGCUGCCAGCCCUCAUGCUGCCAAUCCUCCUGCUGUGUGCCUGUCUGCUGUAAACCCAUCUGCUGCACACCCAUCUGCUCUGGAUCCUCCUCAUGCUGCCAACAGUCUAGCUGCCAGCCCUCCUGCUGCCAGCCAUCCUGCUGUGUGCCUGUGUGCUGCAAGCCUGUCUGCUGCAAGCCCUGCUCCAGCGUGUCCCUGCUCUGCCACCCUGUGUGCAGACCCGCCUGCUGUGUGCCCAGCUCCUCCUGCUGUGCCUCCUCCUGCCAGCCCAGCUGCUGCAAGCCCUGCUCCAGCGUGUCUCUUCUCUGCCGCCCUGCCUGCUCCAGCCAGGCCUGCUGUGGUCUCUCCUCAGGCCAGAAGUCCAGCUGCUGA